GUAUGGUUGAAUAGUUGGCUGCUUUUGUAGCUUUGUUGAUGUCAGUUUUCUUAGAGAAGCCAACUCUCUCUGGUGGAGCUUUCUAUAAUACACACACAAAUUAAGCCUGUAAGGACUAGAAUAACGUCAACCACUGUUUUCACACUACAUAGAGAGGGGGAAGUAAUUGUCCCCGGGCCAAAAGUAAGAGAAAGAGGAAAAUAUGUGAUUAGAAGAUAACAGAAAAGGAGAUCCUCAUCGAGGUUUUAUUGCAGAAGAAGAAAGAAAGAGAAUACAGGAAGUGAGAAUUCUGGUGGUGGGUGGUAGUUAGAUGAAGACUGAGGCUGUCAAUACAGGAAGGGGAUGUUAAACGUGCCACUGAGCUGAGAGAAGCCAAAACAAACGGUUAAGACCAAGACAUCACGAGCGUCGGCAUGAAGACGGACAGACAGAACGGAGAGGCCAGGAAGUUUGAUGCAAACUUCAAGGGACCGAUCCACAACAGGGGUUGCACCGAUGUCCUCUGCUGUAUCCUCUUCAUCCUCUUCCUGUUCGGAUACUUCGCCGUGGGGCUCCUGGCUUGGUCCCAGGGCGACCCCAGGAAGGUGAUCUACCCCACGGACAGCAGGGGGCAGUUCUGUGGGCAGGCCGGGACUCCCAUGGAGAAGAAGCCUCUGCUGUUCUACUUCAACAUCCUGAAGUGUGCCAGCCCCCUGGUGCUCCUGGAGCUCCAGUGUCCCACCACACAGAUAUGCGUGGAAACGUGUCCCAAGGAGCACCUCACCCUGCUCACAGCCAAGCUGAGCUUGGACAGAAAGAAGCAAGACUAUUACAGGAGUUACUGUAAGGAAGGAACCAACUUCACCAAGAUGAGCGCCCCGGACAUCCUCAGCCAGGGACUCUGUCCAGCCAUGCUCAUCCCCAGCCAAGCCUUCACCCACCGCUGUCUCCCCGCCCUGGGCACCCUGAAGGGGGUGGUGGUGGUGGGGAACGAGACCUCCCUGGCGGACAACGCCGGAGACCAGGUCAACGCCACGCAGCUAUUGGACGCCGCCAAGAAGUCCAACCUGGUGGUGGAGGCGCGGCAGGUGGCCAUGAGGAUCUUUGAGGACUACACCGUGUCCUGGUACUGGAUCCUGCUCGGCCUGGUGAUAGCGAUGGUGGUCAGCUUCGUCUUCAUCGUGCUGCUGCGGUACCUGGCCGGGGUGAUGAUCUGGGUCAUGAUCAUCCUCGUCAUCCUGGUCAUCGGCUACGGGAUCUUCCACUGCUACUGGGAGUUCGCCAGUCUGAAGGGAGUGGCCGGAGCCGACGUCACCAUCAAGGACCUGGGCCUGCAGACGGACUUCUCCAUCUACCUGCAGAUCAGACAGACCUGGCUGGCCUUCAUGAUCAUCCUGGCCAUCGUGGAGGUGGUCAUCAUCCUGCUCCUCAUCUUCCUGAGGAAGAGGAUCCUCAUCGCCAUCGCGCUGAUCAAGGAGGCCAGCAGGGCUGUGGGCCAUGUGAUGUCCUCUCUCUUCUACCCACUGCUGACCUUCUGUCUGCUGGCCAUGGUGAUCGCCUACUGGGCCGUCACUGCCGUCUUCCUGUCCACGUCCAAUGAGCAGGUGUACAAGGUGUUCAACAUCAGCGCGGGGGAGUUCACCAGGAACAGCUGCGUCCCCGAGUCCUUCAGCCCCAACAACUUCUCGGCCGGCACCCUGGACACCGAGUGCCGCUUCGCGUUCUACGGCGGCGAGACGCUCUACCACAAGUACCUGAUCGUGCUGCAGUUCUACAACCUCUUCCUCUUCUUCUGGUGCGCCAACUUCGUGACGGCGCUGGGGCAGGUGACGCUGGCCGGGGCCUUCGCCUCGUACUACUGGGCCUUCAAGAAGCCCGAACACAUCCCCGCCUACCCCAUCUUCGCCUCCCUGGGCCGAGCCCUCAGGUUCCACACGGGCUCCCUGGCGUUCGGCUCUCUGAUCCUGUCCCUGGUGCAGAUCGUCAGGGUCCUGUUGGAGUACCUCGACCACAAGCUCAAAGGCGCGCAGAACCGGUGUGCCAAGUUCAUCCUGAGCUGCAUGAAGUGCUGCUUCUGGUGCCUGGAGAAGUUCAUCAAGUUCAUCAACAGGAACGCCUACAUCAUGAUCGCCAUCUACGGUAAAAGCUUCUGCCCCUCAGCGAAGGACGCCUUCUUCCUCCUCAUGAGGAACGUCAUCCGGGUGGCCGUGCUGGACAAGGUGACGGACUUCCUCCUCUUCCUGGGGAAGCUGCUGAUCGUUGGCAUCGUGGGGAUUUGCUCCUUCUUCUUCUUCUCCGGAAGGAUCAAAGCUGUGGAGGAGACCGCUCCGUCUCUCAACUACUACUGGGUCCCCAUACUGACGUUGGUGGUGGGCUCCUACCUCAUCGCCCACGGGUUCUUCAGCGUGUACGCCAUGUGUGUGGACACCCUCUUCCUCUGCUUCUGCGAGGACCUGGAGAGGAACGACGGCUCGUCGGAGCGGCCGUACUACAUGUCCCCGGAGCUCCACGAGAUCCUCUCCAAGGCCAUGAAGCCGGAGGAGACCCCCGGCGAGAGCCAGGGGGACGGGGGCAGCCCGGGGGAGGAGGCGACCCCCCUCAGCCAGCAGGGCUCGGAGGUCCAGCUGAAGCACCAGGCGCUGCUCACCACGGAGCAGGAGCAGGAGACGCUCCUGAAGGCCGGCGCUGAAGCACCUACUGCAGCCGCAGAGGAAGAGGAGGAGGAGGAGGAGGAGGAGAGCGAAGGGAAGGCCGGUCCGAAGCAGGAGGCUGAGAAGAAGGAAGAGAAGGUGGAGGAAAAGAUAGGAUCCCAGGAGGAGGUGAAGGCCAAGGAGGAGGAGGUGAAGGCGGUUGCGGAGAAAGAAAUAAACGAAGAGAAGAAAGAUGAGACCGGAGGAGUCGAGCCUGCGGCCUCGAACAAGGAGUAGGGUCAUGUGACUGGGGUCAGCGAGCAGGGGGGGGGGGGGAGUUAAUUAUACAUGACGAGCUUGGCUGAAACGUAGGGGGUUUAAAAGAGGGUUUAUAUGCAUGUGCUCAGUGGCACAGCCCCGCCUGCCCCCUUGUGGUCGGACCGAGCGGGUGACGUAGACGGAGUCUGUUCUGUGGGUGUGUGUGAGCUCCAGGCCUGCUUCCCCCUCGUCAGAGAGGGGGUCUU
Gadus macrocephalus (Pacific cod) is the source of this 3133-nucleotide messenger RNA. It is a transcript of the gene slc44a2, whose product is annotated as solute carrier family 44 member 2. Bases 414 to 2906 code for a protein of 830 amino acids. Gene Ontology annotation, biological process: choline transport; transmembrane transport. Gene Ontology annotation, cellular component: membrane. The transcript has 22 exons. NCBI's taxonomy places the organism in Eukaryota, Metazoa, Chordata, Actinopteri, Gadiformes, Gadidae. The record is from RefSeq and is a predicted model, not a curated record. Gene Ontology annotation, molecular function: choline transmembrane transporter activity.